CCAUCACAGGGCCUCUAGGGGAGAGAGGAAUUGUACACUCACCUCCGUGGCUGUCCAUGGGCAUUGCUUGCCUGCUCAGCUGUGGCAGGGGUUCAGCUUGCAUGAUGCAGCAGUUGCUGGUCCUGGUAGGGGCCUUAGCCACAUUCAUCCUCACACAACACGCUGAGGGCACUGCCCCAGCUUCCCCCAGUCCAGUGGAGAAUUCAGUCCUUCGAGACUGCAUAGCAGAGGCUAAGCUGCUGGUGGACACUGCCUACAAUCGCACACAGAAGAGCAUCACCCAGCGUCUUCGCAGCGGCUCGGCCAGUCCCAUGGACCUCCUGGCCUACUUCAAACAGCCAGUAGCAACCACCAGAACAGUGGUUCAGGCUGCUGAUUAUAUGCAUGUGGCCUUAGGGCUGCUAGAAGAGAGGCUGCAGCCACAGGGAUCCGGGCCCUUCAAUGCCACUGAUGUGCUCACGGAACGGCAGCUGCGCCUGCUGUCCCAGGCCAGUGGCUGUGCUCUCCAGGACCAGGCUGAGAGUUGCAGCAACAAGUACCGAACCAUAACAGGGAGAUGCAACAACAAGAAGCGUCCCUGGCUGGGAGCCUCCAACCAGGCCCUGGCCCGCUGGCUGCCAGCUGAGUAUGAAGACCACAGGUCUCUCCCCUUCGGCUGGACCCCUGGCAAGAGGCGUAAUGGCUUCCUGCUUCCUCUUGUCCGGGAUGUCUCCAAUCAGAUUGUGCGCUUCCCCAGCAAGAAACUGACCUCAGACCACGGCCGGGCCCUCAUGUUCAUGCAGUGGGGCCAGUUCAUCGACCAUGACUUGGACUUCUCCCCGGAGUCCCCAGCCAGAGUGGCCUUCAGCAUGGGCGUGGACUGUGAGAAGACCUGCGCCCAGCUGCCUCCCUGCUUCCCCAUCAAGAUCCCACCCAAUGAUCCCCGCAUCAAGAACCAGCGAGACUGCAUCCCUUUCUUCCGCUCUGCCCCGGCGUGUCCCCAAAUCAGGAACAGAGUCCGCAACCAGAUCAAUGCGCUUACAUCCUUCGUGGACGCCAGCAUGGUGUACGGCAGCGAGGUGACCCUCUCCCUGCGGCUCCGAAAUCGGACCAACUACCUGGGGCUGCUGGCCACGAACCAGCGAUUCCAGGACAAUGGCCGGGCCCUACUGCCUUUCGACAACCUGCAUGAGGACCCCUGUCUCCUGACUAACCGCUCUGCACGCAUCCCCUGCUUCCUGGCAGGUGACACCCGGUCAAGUGAAACCCCCAAACUGGCGGCCUUGCACACGCUGUUUGUGAGAGAACACAAUCGCCUAGCCACUGAGCUGAGGCGCCUGAACCCCCAUUGGAGUGGAGACAAGCUGUACAACGAAGCCCGGAAGAUCGUGGGAGCCAUGGUCCAGAUCAUCACCUACCGAGACUUCCUGCCUCUGGUUCUGGGCAAGGCCCGGAUCAGAAAAACCUUGGGUCCCUACAGAGGGUACUGCUCCAAUGUGGACCCCCGUGUAGCCAAUGUUUUCACCCUGGCCUUCCGCUUUGGCCACACCAUGCUUCAGCCCUUCAUGUUCCGCCUGGACAGCCAGUAUCGGGCCUCGGCACCCAACUCCCACGUCCCGCUUAGCUCUGCAUUCUUUGCCAGCUGGCGAAUCGUACAUGAAGGCGGCAUCGACCCUAUCCUCCGAGGUCUCAUGGCCACCCCAGCUAAGCUGAACCGGCAAGAUUCCAUGCUGGUGGAUGAGCUCCGGGACAAGCUGUUUCAGCAAGUGAGAAGGAUUGGGCUGGAUCUGGCAGCUCUGAACAUGCAGCGCAGCCGGGACCAUGGGCUUCCAGGAUACAAUGCCUGGAGACGCUUCUGUGGGCUUUCCCAGCCCCGAAACUUGGCCCAGCUUAGUCGGGUGCUAAAAAAUCAGGAUUUGGCAAGGAAGUUUCUGAGACUGUACAAGACGCCCAACAACAUCGACAUCUGGGUCGGGGCCAUCGCGGAGCCUCUCCUGCCAGGGGCCCGAGUGGGGCCCCUUCUGGCUUGUCUUUUUGAGAACCAGUUCAGGAGAGCCAGAGAUGGAGACAGAUUCUGGUGGCAGAAAUGGGGAGUUUUCACCAAAAGACAACGCAAAGCCCUGAGGCGAAUCUCUUUAUCUCGGAUUAUAUGCGACAAUACUGGCAUCACCACGGUUUCGAGGGACAUCUUCAGGGCUAACAUCUACCCACAGGGUUUUGUGAGCUGUAGCCGUAUUCCCAAGUUGAACCUGUCAGCCUGGCGAGGCAAAUGAGGCUUCCACGGGAUUCUAUGCCAAGACCCCAAGACUUGGAGAUGAGGGUAACAGCGAGAUCAUGAGGCUGCGUUCUGCCCUGCAAACCACUGUUUCCUGCUAGAGCUUUUGCUGGUUAAACUCAGAGAUGGCUUUUUUGGUUGAGAGCGUCAAGGGUGCCAUGGCAACAGGCCCUCUUACCUUGGGAACCUCUUAGAUAGCACGUUAUGAAUCACCACCAGGUAUAAAAGCCUAUGAGCAGAACCAUGAGGCUUUGAGGUCCCAGCAAGACACUGCGGGAGGGCUUCCAGCACCCCUGCCCUCAGCAUGACAGGAAGAGCACACAGUCCUGCCUCUUAGCCACCCUACCAUCUUCCUCAGGACCUGAAGAACUCUCUCUCCUUCUUCUACCAUUAAAACAAUGCAAGAGCA
Molecule: messenger RNA, 2663 nt
Organism: Mus pahari (shrew mouse)
Lineage: Eukaryota; Metazoa; Chordata; Mammalia; Rodentia; Muridae
Gene: Epx
Product: eosinophil peroxidase
Exons: 13
Coding region: 57-2252 (731 amino acids)
Biological process (GO): response to oxidative stress
Molecular function (GO): peroxidase activity; heme binding
Source: RefSeq, a predicted model, not a curated record